Molecule: messenger RNA, 3797 nt
Organism: Myxocyprinus asiaticus (Chinese sucker)
Lineage: Eukaryota; Metazoa; Chordata; Actinopteri; Cypriniformes; Catostomidae
Exons: 14
Coding region: 554-3379 (941 amino acids)
Biological process (GO): telomere capping; regulation of telomere maintenance via telomere lengthening
Cellular component (GO): shelterin complex
Molecular function (GO): telomeric repeat DNA binding
Source: RefSeq, a predicted model, not a curated record
AAUGGUGAUUUGUUGGUGUAUUGUGGAAUGGUUCAAAUACUUACAAGUUGAAGACUUUUAUUUUGAAAGCCGCAACCACUUCAUCAACUAAACACUGUAAAACUAGGAAAAGCAUUAAAAACAAGCGUAUAACUUUAAACCUCCAUAAUUAAAAAAAUAAACAAUAUAUUGAAUAUUGUCAAGACGCUUAAUAGCACCCAAAUAAAAUAAUCGGGUUUCUUCCAAACAAAUGUGCACUUCCAUUUUAAAAGCUCUCUUCUUUCCAAACCGGAAACAGUUUCUUCGUCACUUUGGCGCGAGAAGUGGAUUUUGACCGCGAUUUGUAUUAUUCCCAUAUUGAUGGUUUAUGUCAGUAGUUUGUAAAGAAAUAUAGGUCAUAGCCAGACGACAGAAGAGUUUUGUCAACUAAUACUUUACAAUUGCGCUGUAUCAUAUGAAUGGUGUAGCUUGUGAGUUGUAAGGAGAAUACUGAUCAACUUUGACGGGCAGCAGUGGCGUUAAGUAACUGGUUUACAAAAUACUUGAGCUGUUAGUUUUUAGGACGGACAGAACAAUGAAAACACCGACCCACUCGAAGGAUGGAGUAACACCUCUACCCCUGUCAGCUCUGCGGCUCUUAGCCCCACCCCUGCGCCUGGUGUGUGCCUCCAUGUGGAAGGUGGUGCAACAGAGGGAUGCAGUCCAUUAUGGGAAACUGGAGGAGAUUAUAACAUCAAUCUUUGAGACUGUACCUGGGUUGCUCAAUUACAGACAUCAGGCCAGGCUGAGAAUGGGUCUACGGGCACUGAUGAUCUUGGAGGAGCUUCGUCAGUCAGAUCCUCCUGACAUUCAGCAUGUCCUUCAGGAGCUGGGCAAGCUGCAAGCUUUCUCGGUUUACAAUGGAAAGAAGAAGGAUCAGAAGGUGGAGGAAGCUAAAUGCAACUUUCACUCCCUCGUGCAAUGUCUCCUAAAGAGACCAGCAACCAGAAAACAAUUCUUCAAGGAGGAUUUUCAUGUUCAGUAUGGAGGGCACUAUGUGGCCAGUCUAGAGAAGCUACUUUGGGAGUUUCUAACCAGAUUGGAUCAGCUAUUACCUGCUCCAGAUCUUGCUCAGACUGUCUCAUGGCUCAGUGCUGCCCCAGCUGUUCUGGAUGAGUGUGCGCGCUCUGCCACUCAGCCCCAGCUCCUCAGAACUCUGCUGCAGCAUGAGAAAUGCCUCGGACACCUCGGAUCAACAUCUCUUCUGUCCUCAACUGGUGACUCGAUCCUAUCCUCCCUUUCCCUCCCACUUUCUGGCAAAGUGCUUCAUACCAUCCAAUCAGAAUCCACUCCCACAUCCAACAGAGUCAUAAGUUCUGCCCUUUUAACACCCAGAGCUACUUGUAGAACAACACAUGAAGCCCUGUCGCAGGUUGCACCUGUGAUUGGGUCAAUUUCCAUUGAAGAUCUCCAAAAAAACGUCCUAACCAUGAAAGCUGCAUCCAGAGAAGUCGAAUCAGCUUCAGAGAGAUCCAAAAAUAACAGGACCAAACAAAGGUCAUGUUCUGAAAAAGAGAUUUUAGAGAAGGAUCCAAAACAGGAUUAUUUUGUUGGGAAUAUGCUGGUCUCAGUCAUCAGUCAAUCAUCAGAAAGUGAAAAAGAAGAGGAGAGGGACAACAAAGAAAAUAGAAAUGAUAGAGAGAGUAGUAGUGAGGAUGAAAACAGACUAGUUAGAAAGAACAGGAACAGAGAAAAAGAGCGAUAUGUUCAAAGAGACUAUUCACCCAAGAGAAACACCCAAGGCAUGGGCUCACAGGAACAGACAGAUGUAAGUGCUCUUCACAUUUCCUGUAUGAAGCGACAACCAAGAGUUGUCAUUCCCAGGUUGAACAUCAGCAGUGUCAGUCUUCCUGUCCACCUCAAUUACCUGACUGAUAAGCAAGAUGACACAAGAUCUCUGCAUCAGGCUAACAUAAAAGACAUAUUCAGUGUGGGAAUCAGUGACUCAGUGAAACGGAAGAGGAAAUUCAUUGAUUUAACCCCAACACCUGAUAAGCAUAUGGUGGACAUAAUCAAUAAACAAACCUUGUCUGCCUCUCCCUGUAUUCCCCGUGUUCUGCAUCGCAUAAUGGCAACUCCAGAAACACCGUCUCCCGUAACUGAUUCAACUGAUGACAUCAUAGUCGACACUGAGGAUGAGACACCAGAUAAAGUGAGGAGGAAGAAUGUCUCAUGGCUCAGUGCUGCCCCCGCUGUUCUGGAUGAGUGUGCGCGCUCUGCCACUCAGCCCCAGCUCCUCAGAACUCUGCUGCAGCAAGAGAAAUGCCUCGGAUCAGCAUCUCUUCUGUCCUCAACUGGUGACUCGAUCCUAUCCUCCCUUUCCCUCUCUCUUUCUGGCGAAGUGCUACAUACCAUCCAAUCAGAAUCCACUCCCACAUCCAACAGAGUCAUAAGUUCUUCCCUUUUAACACCCAGAGCUACUCGUAGAACAACACAUGAAGCCCUGUCGCAGGUUGCACCUGUGAUUGGGUCAAUUUCCACUGAAGAUCUCCAAAAAAACGUCCUAACCAUGAAAGCUGCAUCCAGAGAAGUCGAAUCAGCUUCAGAGAGAUCAAAAAAUACCAGGACCAAACAAAGGUCAUGUUCUGAAAAAGAGAUUUUAGAGAAGGAUCCAAAACAGGAUUAUUUUGUUGGGAAUAUGCUGGUCUCAGUCAUCAGUCAAUCAUCAGAAAGUGGAAAAGAAGAGGAGAGGGACAACAAAAAAAAUAGAAAUGAUAGAGAGAGUAGUAGUGAGGGUGAAAGCAGACUAGUUAGAAAGAACAGGAACAGAGAAAAAGAGCGAUAUGUUCAAAGAGAGUAUUCACCCAAGAGAAACACCCAAGGCAUGGGCUCACAGGAACAGACAGAUGUAAGUGCUCUUCACAUUUCCUGUAUGAAGCGACAACCAAAAGUUGUAAUUCCCAGGUUGAACAUCAGCAGUGUCAGUCUUCCUGUCCACCUCAAUUACCUGACUGAUAAGCAAGAUGACACAAGAUCUCUGCAUCAAGCUAACGUAAAAGACAUAUUCAGUGUGGGAACCAGUGACUCAGUGAAACGGAAGAGGAAAUUCAUUGAUUUAACCCCAACACCUGAAAAGCAUAUGGUGGACAUAAUCAAUAAACAAACCUUGUCUGCCUCUCCCUGUAUUCCCCGUGUUCUGCAUCGCAUAAUGGCAACUCCAGAAACACCAUCUCCCAUAAUUGAUUCAACUGAUGACAUCAUAGUUGACUCUGAGGAUGAGACAACAGAUAAAGUGAGGAGAAAGGUUUUCACUCAGCACUAUUGCAAAACAAAAAAUGGCACUUACGUGCCCACUCUGCAUGAGUACUGGAAUUCUUUGCUUUAUUGCCGAGAUGUGGCGUCACCUGGAAACAGAUGUUGAUGGAGCUACAUGGGAAUUUCACUCUUGCUUAUGACUUUGGGGCUACAGUUUUUGCUAUUAUAGAUGAUGUAUGUAGUUUAAUAUUUUAAUAGACUUUUGUAAUGGAGGAAAAUUUACAAUUCUUUUAAAGAGUGUGCACAUUUAUAAUCGUCACUUAUUUUAAAUGAACCUGUAUCAUGUAGAAUGCUAUAUAUGUUAUUACAUUUGAAAAAAUUUUGUUUUCAGCUAUAUCUGUUUUGCCCUCUUUGAGGGAAAUGAACAAUUCUAAAAAAAAUUUUGUGAAAAACCUGGAAGGCCUAGAAAAGUCAUGGAAAUUGGAUAAAAAUCUAAUAAGUCACAAAUAUUUGUAGUGUAAAUAUAUAUAUUUGUUUUCAUAUUUCUCCAGUAAGAAAUGCAUCGAGUGCAAUCUGUAUUGAAU